Aspergillus nidulans FGSC A4 is the source of this 1779-nucleotide messenger RNA. RefSeq lists its product as uncharacterized. The record is from RefSeq and is a predicted model, not a curated record. The transcript is spliced from 3 exons. NCBI's taxonomy places the organism in Eukaryota, Fungi, Ascomycota, Eurotiomycetes, Eurotiales, Aspergillaceae. Bases 13 to 1779 code for a protein of 588 amino acids.
CACGCUCAUAUAAUGGGUAUCCCGCGAGUAAGGCGACACUUGAGUCCUUUUUGCCAGGCAGUCUUACUUCAGGGCGGCGCGGAUGCCGACUUUGAGUGCAUAAAAUCUGUUGUGAUUGAUGGGCCAAGCCUGGUUUACAAUAUCUACGCACGCCUAUUAUCAUGGUUUUUGACGACCAGCUCUAAUAUGGUUGACGCCUUGCCGACCUGCGACGAAGUAAGCCGCGGGGUCAUGCUUUAUUUGAUGCAUCUGAAGAUGCUUGGCGUUGAGAUUGAGAACAUCUAUUUCGACGGCGCAUUGCCUGCACAUAAGCGCGAAACCCGAGUUGCCCGACUUGAGAAUCAAAGGAAUAAACUUGAAUUGUUUUGUGCAGAAACUAGAAAUGGCUUCGACAUGUCCAAGCCUCCCGUCUAUAACAGAAUUAUCAAACCUGAUAAUGUGCUACGCAGCCGUCCUACACCCGCUAAGUACGGCAAUAUUCCUGCCAAUCCCUUUAUGGUUUCGGCAGUGUUCGAAGACCUAAAGUGCCGCUGGAAUAGAGCAAAUAUCCUCGAUUCUAUCAGGGAUACCUUGCCCGUACACACGAUUGACAUUGAAGAUUUACCUUGGGCGAGUGUUACGACCAUGGUAUCAGGUGAAGCUGACACGUACUGUGCCUCUGUCGCUAGAUGUAUGGGCGCCUGCAUACUUACGAAUGACUCGGAUCUUCUUCUCCACGACCUCGGAAAAUAUGGUUCGGUCGUCUUCUUAGAUUCGGUGGAGUUACGAGCAGGCUUUGAGCAGCCACUAUUUCCUCAAAUCAAAGCUACGAUGCUGCGCCCUUCACUUGUGGCUCGGCGCUUGGGAAUUCGUAGCUUGCUAUUGCUUGCAUUUCAGAUAUCGAAGGCCCGGCCAGAAACUAGCUUGGUAGAGCUACUUCGGCGGACAAAAAUGGGCAUCGCUGAGGUGGAAAUGGCCAGAUAUCAGCAAUUCGCCAAUAUGGGUUACCCACAUGUCUACCUUUCUGUUCUCAAGGAAGAUCAUACAAGACAAUGCGCGUGGGCCAAAGGCCGCAAAUAUCGCCAACUUGCAUAUUCAAUCAUGAACCUCUCCCGUCCUAUCGAUGAGAGGCAUUGCUUUAUAGCAGAAUUCGUCCGGCGCGGUCGGCGAAUUUCUGAAGAUAAAUUGAGACUACUAGAUGAAGGAUCAAUAUUUGCCGAGUUAGAACUGCUUAAAGCCCGUCUAGAGUCUUUGCAAAGCAGCUUCAAAAAGAGCAGUGAUAAUCUAGACUACUGGGCAGCUUUUGCUCUCUGCGACGUAUACCUCGUUGCAGAUGCUGAGCUUGCUCAGAACGACUUCCAGAAACUGGAGCAGUUCCUCAAACACGGCUAUAUUGGUAAAAAACUCAAAUGGGAGGAUAUCCACCUGACAGCGCAGAUACAUGCGGUCCUAUAUUCUUUGCGGAUCUUAAAACAAAUCCUCGAUCUCUUUCAUCCGAUGGACGUGGUGGUACUGAACCUAAGGGCAAUCCUCGAUAAGCUUCCCCCAUUGCAUAUCAUGAUGGACCCUGCUUCUCGCCGUGCAGAGGUAUACAUGAGUAUCCUUACUACUGUACAGCUAUCAGAUUGCUUUGGGUGCUUAGUACAGAGGCGGCAAUCCGACUAUACGACCAGCACUGGUACUGAGACAGCAAAGCGUGAACCCCGAUCUUUUUCGCAUGUCGGAACUACUGAGCAGGGCGCUGGUGAUCGUAUCCCAUCGCACACAUCCAAUAUAUACGAGCUACUCCAGGAGGAGUAA